Trypanosoma cruzi is the source of this 852-nucleotide messenger RNA. RefSeq lists its product as uncharacterized. The annotation marks the transcript as partial. The record is from RefSeq and is a predicted model, not a curated record. The transcript has a single exon. Lineage: Eukaryota; Euglenozoa; Kinetoplastea; Trypanosomatida; Trypanosomatidae.
GACUAUGUACAUGCCCCAACAGCGGGAAAAGACAAUCUUAGCGCCCUCAUGAAGUACUAUGAUCGAGCCGAGCACUAUGAACGUCGGUUGGAACUCUAUGCAUGCAUUCAGCAUCUUAUUGAGAAUGGUAUUUUGCGCACAGAUCGAGCAUCACUCAGUGGAGGGUCAUCCUUUCAUGGAUCCCUUGUAACAUUUAAGGAGCUUUUCCCGAACCUCGUGAACAUGUUUCCAUACGCAGAUGCCAAGGAGAUUUCUGCAUUGACACAAAUGAUUGCGUCGACCUAUAACAGUGAGACGGUCUUUGAUCUGUGUAAUUUCCGGAUGCUUGUUCCUUGGGACCAGGGACAAGAAGCAAAAACGACAAAGAGCAACGUGUCGCCAACGACCGGGGAGCACCGGGGUGAUUUUAUUUCUGAUAGUGCUGUGGGAGAGUACUCGUAUCACUGGAAGGCUGUGUUUUGCCGCGGUGUUAUGGGCCAGUUGCGGUGGGCGUUGGAAUCCGACAGUGUGGCGUGUCCUCUGCAAACAGGGGAAGUGAAGGGCGGGGAUUUUAGAGACCAUUAUUUGCAGGUCCUCGCGGAGCACACGUGCCGCGCCCUUCUUGCGGAAAUGGUGUUUUGUCGCGUCUCAGAGUACGUUGUACGGGUGGAAGGAGUAUGGCGACAACGAGGCCAAGAGGUGGCACAUAAUCCGAACACAGCUGGCAGUCCAAGUGAAGAAGACGCACUGUUAAAGUUGACAUCAAACUGGGGCAUGCUCAAGUACAUGGAUGACCACUUCUACGAGCCAUCCUUUGGAAACUGUCUGCCAAACGAUGGAAUUCCAAAGGGGAGGCGGGCUCAGGUUAAUUGA